Lotus japonicus is the source of this 2178-nucleotide messenger RNA. Its product is annotated as F-box protein At2g39490. The transcript is spliced from 3 exons. Gene Ontology annotation, molecular function: protein binding. The coding region runs from base 778 to 1755 and encodes 325 amino acids. The record is from RefSeq and is a predicted model, not a curated record. NCBI's taxonomy places the organism in Eukaryota, Viridiplantae, Streptophyta, Magnoliopsida, Fabales, Fabaceae.
AACAGAGAAUGACCCUCCAUUCUUCAACACCACAAAAGCUACCUAACCUUCCAUUCCUCAUUGUGGGGUGAGAAGCUCCAUAAUUACUUCUAAUAAAGAAGCUCUAUGUUUAGAUUUUCUAUUUUCUUUUCAUAAUUAAUUCUGACACUUAGAAACUGCUCAUAGAAGCUUCUUAUCAGAAUUGUCUUUGUCUUAGAAUCAGCUGUAUUUGCUUUAAAUCUCUACUGAAGCACCCCACCAAAUUAGCUUGAUAUUGGUCCUUUUCCCUUUUUAACUGAUUCAUCAACUAUACCCUUGCCUUUAUUAUGUGGGAACCAUGACUUCCAUUACAUGAUUUCACAUUCAUUUCAAUUGAAUGUAAUUGAUAGGCUAACAAAUGCCAUUUAUUGAAUUGUCACGGUUGCAUCCUUUUUGUAAUUCAUAAGAAUGGCAGCUUGUGUCUAAAAUCCAUGGUGAGAUAUUUCUCUUUUGCUUCCUCUUGUCUGAUUUGAGUGAUUUCCUAUAUUCUUUAUUCUGGCCUUGGACAACAUUUUGUGAAGGUUCCAUAACAUUCUGUCAUAAGCGCACGAGUCAGAUCGUGGCUCUUAGAAUUUGCAUCAGAGUCUAGCGGAAAUUUGCUCUAUGACAGUGACUUGCCACUACACAGUAAUCUCAUACUCUCUUGUUUUCCUACAGAAUUUACAAACAUAUGUUUGGUUUAGCAGUGGAAAACACCAUAAUCACUUAUAAGCAGAAGUUUGUGUCGUGUCACCACCAAUCCAAACUCGAUAUUAUUCCAUGGAAGACAGUGUAGAGGAUUUGUUUAGAAAUUUGCCAGAUGAAAUUCUAAGCUCCAUAGUUUCUUUUCUGCCAAAAGAAUCAGCACUAGAAACCAGUCUCAUAUCUAUUAGGUGGAGAGACCUUUGGAACAAAGUUCUUGUGAGACAUGGAACUAGAGAUGAUGUCACUGGUGUUGUUGCUGGAUUUCUAUCCUCUUUUGAGGAGCUUGAACCAUUAAAGCAUCCCCACAAGCUUCAAUUUCACUUUGCUGAAGACAGUUCAGUACUCUUUGCAAAUAUUGCAACUAACAGUAAGCUUCUUCUUGAUUUCUCUGCUGUGAAGAAAGAAUUUGAAAGGAGCUAUGAACUUCACUUCAAGUUCAGCACUCAACAACAAAUCACCAACAAGCCCAGUUUCAUGGUAAAAAUACUCUAUUUGAAAUCAGUUAGCAAUUUGGCAAGUGAGGCAGUUUCCUCCAUUGUUUCGAAUUUGGAGCAUCUUGAGAACUUGGUAAUCAUGGAUUGCAGUGGAUUGCAAUCUCUGUUCAUUGAGUCUGAAUCAAAGCUUCACAAGUUAACCAUCUUAGAUUGCCUGAAGUUGAAGUCUCUCCAUCUCAGAACUUCUAAGCUUAAAUCUUUCAAAUAUCAUGGACCUUUUCCUAGAAUUUGGCCUGAAUCUCAUUUCAACUUGAGUGAUGCCACCCUUGAUUUCAGACUAGGCCCAUGUAGCAGUGACUUCAAGGCUCAAGAUUUUAAUGAAACACUAUUAACAAUAAAGAACUCUCAAGUUCUAACUAUAUGCAAAUGGACUUUUGAGGCACUGAUAUGGCCAUCAAUUUCUCCUUCAAGUGGGAACUUCAUAUUCUAUAAACUGAGAGAGCUAUGGUGGAUUGACAACCAUGUGUAUGAAAAUAGCAUUGAUGCCUUAGUCUCCUUCUUGAAAUUAUGCCCUGCCUUGGAGCAACUUUUUGUGACAGUAGGUUUUUUACAUGAUUGAUCCUAAAAGUUUUUCUACUCCACGGUCCAAUUCAGGCUUAAUGCAAGCAGCUAAAUAUACAGAACUGGAGCAUCUAAAACUGAUAAAGUUUGUGGGGUUUACAAAUCAAGUAGAUGAAAUCUCAGUGGCGAAAAUUUUGAUUAAGGUAGUCAAGGGAAAGCCUCCAAAGAUAGAGACAUCAAAUGGGAGUUAUUUGGAUGCAGUGUAUAUGCAGUGAUUUUAUUAUAUGUAUAGAAAGGAAAAUGAUAUGAACAAGUCAUUUCCUAAGCCUGCUAGCUUGGUGUUACAGAUAAUUUUUUCACUUUUCUUGUUUUGUUUCUUUGGAUGAUUCCUUGUAGUUUACGGCAAGGAGAAUUGAUGAUAAAUGGAAGAUUGCUCACUUAGUGAAAUACCUAUGUGAUUUCUCCUAUUUUAAAAUAAAAA